Messenger RNA from Dicentrarchus labrax (European seabass), 2585 nucleotides. RefSeq lists its product as uncharacterized. Bases 84 to 2504 code for a protein of 806 amino acids. The transcript is spliced from 6 exons. The record is from RefSeq and is a predicted model, not a curated record. NCBI's taxonomy places the organism in Eukaryota, Metazoa, Chordata, Actinopteri, Moronidae.
ACUCAGGUGUGUCUGCUGCUCAGUUUUAUCACUGUGUGUGUUGCUCUGAGUUUGCAAUAUCCAAGUUUUCUACAAGGUUGACUAUGGCAGCCGUAAACCAACCUCCACCAGGUCAUCCAGGACCAGAAGGUGGGAACCUACACUCCCGCCCCAACAGCUAUGUACCAAAUUCUGGACAGCAGGAUCCAGGAAUGCAUGGCAUCAGCCAGGACCCAGGACAUUCAUCCUAUCCCCAACACAAUGUCUCUGCCCGGCCCAUCUUCUACAAACCUGCUCUGCCUCCACCCCCUUUCCUCCAGUACCAGUGGCCCAUGCCCUUCUCCUAUAAUCCCCUUGCUGGCUUCUCAGGCAUGGGCUAUGGUAUGGUCAUGCCCCCAUUCCCUCCUCCCCUAUACAUGGAGGCUCCAGCCUAUACUUUGCCCCACCCGCACAUCCAACCAGUGGAUUACAGACGCUUGCUCCACCCCCAGGUCUAUGCUCCCUAUGCACCCUACCAGAAUCCUCACCAGACCUGCAGAACUCGUCCACCUCACACUGUCCCUGUUAGAGAAACUGUGAACUCUGCAGUUCAAACUGAACCAACACAGAGAGGCACGGGUGGUUACGGUGUUGGGAGCCCACCCAGCAGAUCAGAUUCUGGACAUGAAACCUCUUCAAACUCUCAGUCAUCCUCAAAUCCUAAACAAAAACAAGGUUCUACUGAGGUUGAGAACCAUACCUUACCCAGCAGUAAUGCAAAAGACUUGCAGGUUCACAGCACCUGCAAAAAUGGCACAGUCAAACACAGGUUUAAUACCCCACAUCCUACAGGGACAAAGACUGUCCAAUCACAUAUCAGAGCAACUGUAGAAACGCACAAGUGCCGUAAAGACAGUGUUGAUCAGGAGAACGUUAUCCCUUUGAGAAAUGGUCACUGUAAUAUGUGGUCAGAGAGUACUCCAGAAAAUAUGGUUCCUGUGUGUAGCUCUUCUCAACAGGAGGAUGAGGUUGUCAAAGAGAGACGCGUCUCUGUUCCUGACAUUCUGAUGAGUUGGGGAGGCUGCUCACCAGAGGAAAUUAUCCUGAAAAUGACAGACAAGGUGCUGCCUCACAAUGAACACCAGCUGCCGUCUUACGAAACUGAAGUAGAGCAUGGAAAGUCAGUUUACCAGAGUCCAACUGAGCCCAAGAAUGGUCCAGUAGUGGCUGAUGGUGUUGAGGCUAAUGAUGAUGCUGAAAAUAUCUUAAGUUCAGUGAAAGACUGGAAAACCCGCUGCCAGAUCCUCAAACUGCCUUUUGUUCUUCGUGAACUUUUGUCAGACUCUAGAAGAGAAAAUGGACCUGUAAGACGAGGCCUACCCCACACUGAUGAACCGUUGCAUUCCCUAAACAAAUCCCAUACUCCUCCUGAUGACGAGCAAGAAAAUUGCAAUGAGACAAAUCCACAUGAAGACACUACAGAGAUCAUUCCCUGUUCAAUGUUUUUAAGUAGCUGUUCGACGAGGGGAAAAAUGAAUGAGUCUGUGUGGUCUGUGGAGUCUCUAGCCCCCUUUAUCCCCACUAAGGAGUCGAGUCUGCAGAAAGGCAUGUUUGAACCUGAAGUAAUCAUUGAGAUGACGGAGGAAGCUGAAGAUGGUAGGCUGCUGACCAAAAGUGACAACCUAUUUGUCAAAUCUAGUAAAGAAAGGAGGCAGUCUCGCAGGGUUUCCUCUUCUGACUCUGUUCCGAUGUCAGACAGUUGGCUCAUUUACAGUACCCCACCUGGGAAGGCAAGUCCCUCAAAGAAUCGAGAAAUGGAGAUUGGAACGGAUGCUUCAGAAGGUGGGGAACCAAAGCAAUGCCAGAGCACAGCCCCUUUAGAAAGGGAUCCCUUAGCUUCCCCAACCCACCUGUCGAGUAAAAGAAUUUUAUUUACCCCCACUGACAAGCACUUGGACGAAAAUGGAUCUGCUGAACCGGUGGCUAUUCAAAGCCCAAACCAGGAGUCUGUCAUUGUAAAUAAGCAACAAGAGAAAAGCCCCUGCUCCCCUGAACAGGAAGAGGCACUCCUAUUGAAUUAUGUGGCAGGGGAGGAGGUCUCAUGUACAGACCGUCCGAUUCUCCAAAAAGCUGACAGGGAGGCGGAGGAUGAAAAAUGUGGGAACGAAGAACUCAGUCAGCUGAGUAACGGGCAACUGUGUGUCCCAAUGGCUGACCAAAUGAUGGCCAAAGUGUCUCCAAAGGGCCAUUUAGUGGACUGUGGCAUCCAGUGUUCAGAAUUACAGGAUUGUUUAUGUGAGGAAUUGAAGAGCAGCAUGGGACCAAGCAGAAGGCACCCUUACAAAUAUUCAGAUAACAAGAAAACAAAUGGUUGCAAGGCUGACGGAUUGUACACGAAUGGACACAGGCAAAAUACCCAAAAGAGACACAGUCUGUGGAGGAACCGAAGUCAAGAAAAGCAGAGCAACCAGCAAGAAGCCUACAGCGGCUUCUGUGGAAAACCUAGCAAACCGAAAGGUGGAAAUGGAAGGAACCCACGGUUCUGAGCACUUGCUGCACUCAACAGGACAACGCUUGGUUUUAUAUAAUCUAUUUAAUAUUAAAAUGAAUUUCAAAUUAAAACUUAA